UCUUAUUUUCUUUCUUUAUAUCGUUCCCAAUCCCGUUCAAAGAUCUCUUUAGGGACCUCUAUCUUUUUCUUCCUGAAUAAGCCUUUAAACCAGUUACGUCAGCUAGGAUUCAUCUUAUAAACCAGAAGGACGACGAAGGAUAAAUAUGAUUGUGUUUAAGGGGUUGGCAAACCAUUCCUGCACUCCUAGCCUCCUCUUGGUCUGUAGCCUACAUUUGGCCUCUGAAGACAGAAAUAUAAGCAACACCAGUCAAGACCUCAAAGCCAUUUUUAUUGUUUUGGCUUCCAUUUUAUAAAUAAUUUU
Moneuplotes crassus is the source of this 303-nucleotide messenger RNA. NCBI's taxonomy places the organism in Eukaryota, Ciliophora, Spirotrichea, Euplotida, Euplotidae. The record is from the annotation of a GenBank genome assembly.